This is a messenger RNA of Telopea speciosissima, 705 nucleotides long. RefSeq lists its product as uncharacterized. The record is from RefSeq and is a predicted model, not a curated record. The coding region runs from base 1 to 705 and encodes 234 amino acids. Lineage: Eukaryota; Viridiplantae; Streptophyta; Magnoliopsida; Proteales; Proteaceae. The transcript has a single exon.
AUGGCCAUGAUGUGGAAACGCAGCCUUAUACGGAUGGGCAAUCAAACUCUUCGGUUCCAGCGGUGGCGUUCGGAUUUUGAUGUUAACACAAAGCACCAGUCUCGUAAACUAGUAUGGGUGAGAUUCCCAGAUCUACCAUACGAAUACUGGCACCCAAACAUUCUCUUUUCGCUGGCAAAGGCGCUGGGUAACCCAAUAGUCCUAGAUCGGAGAACCAAGGAAAUUUCAAUGGGGUUCUUUGCGAGAGUACUGGUGGACAUGGAGAUUACAGAUUCAAGACUAUCUGAGAUCUUGGUUGAACGGCAGCAUGUAGGCUCCUCUGAAUAUUUCAGGUUCAAGCAGUCAGCUCUCUAUGAGGACGGCAUGACUCAUUGUGGUUUUUACCGGCGUGUGGGUCAUUCCAUAAAAUCUUGCAAGGAUAGAAUGAAGGCAGAUGCAAUCCUUCCUCAGGUAAGGCAAGAAUGGCACCUCAAGGUCAGAUCUAAUCAACCAAAAGAAGGUGAGACUCACGGUGGAAGUGGUGAAGAGGUUGCAGCGGCAGGUGGUGAUGCAGCUGCGAUAAGGGCUGCUAGAGAGGAUGCUGUGGCGGAGAACACUAUCCUUGCUAGUGUGAACUCAGUUAUACAAAUGCACAAUUUGUCUCAUUCUGCCAAUGGCGGAGGUAUGGAGAACUCACCGGAUUUCUCGAGGGUGCCGGAAUCUUGA